AGAAAUCCGAAUGUUAUGUUAAAUUUUCACUCUGUUUUUCGGAAAAAAAAAUCAACAUAAAAAUAGAUAAAGGAUGCUUUUUCAACGAUUUUUCAUCGUAGCCACACUUUUUUUCUAUUCAUCAUGUAAAAUUGGUGAAGCUAAUUUAUGGUUUUUAAGCCGUUUAUUGAUUGUUGAUCCAAAUCGUAUAUGUAGUAAAGUAAACAGGUUACGUUCCAGACAGGUUUAUAUUUGUAAACGUGAACCAACAAUUAUAUCACAAAUUAUUAAUGGUUCAUUUGAAUCAGUACGUGAAUGUCAAUAUCAAUUUUCUGAUCGUAAAUGGAAUUGUCCAACAAAAAAUAAACGUUCAAUGAGAAAAUUAUUAAGUAAAGAUACAAGAGAAACUGGAUUCGUACAUGCAAUGACAUCGGCUGCUAUUGUACAUAAAAUUGCAACCGGUUGUGCACAAGGUACAAUAAUGGAUUGUUAUUGUGAUGUUAAAACAAAACCAUAUCGUACAUUACAUCCUAAUUUUUUAUUUGCAGAAAAUUAUUGUAAUAAUUAUAUAAAUUAUGCUUAUCGUAAAUCAAAAGAAUUUUUAGAUGAAAAUCUUUGGAAACGUGGUAAUAAUGAUUUUAAAAAUCAAAUUUUAUUACAUAAUUAUGAAGCAGGUAGAUUGUCGGUAAGAAAUUAUCUGGAACAUAAAUGUAAAUGUCAUGGUAUGAGUGGAUCAUGUACAACAAAAACUUGUUGGCGACAAUUACCAAACUUACGUAGUGUAUCCAAUCGACUUAAAUAUAAAUUCGAUUUAGCCGUACAAGUAAUAUCGGAUAAUACGGGUAAACGUUUUUUACCCGAAGACCAGCAUCAUUCACGUUGGCCAAAUCCAGAAGACCUUGUGUAUUCGGAAAAUUCACCAAAUUUUUGUAAUGUUGAUCGUCAAACCGGUUCAUUAGGUACACGUGGUCGUGAAUGUACAAAUAGUACUGGUACCGGUGGUUGCGAUAUGUUAUGUUGUGGACGUGGUUUUCGUACGAUUAUGAAACAAGAAAAUUGUCGUUGCAAAUUUAAUUGGUGUUGUCAUGUUGUUUGUGAAAAAUGUCGACGUCCAAUACAAGUUUGUCUUUGAAGAACAAAUGAAAAAAAAAGUUUUUCAAUUAUCAUCUUUUGCUGAUUCCAAUCUCGACAUU
This is a messenger RNA of Dermatophagoides pteronyssinus (European house dust mite), 1172 nucleotides long. RefSeq names its product protein Wnt-6-like. NCBI's taxonomy places the organism in Eukaryota, Metazoa, Arthropoda, Arachnida, Sarcoptiformes, Pyroglyphidae. Gene Ontology annotation, biological process: multicellular organism development; neuron differentiation; cell fate commitment. The record is from RefSeq and is a predicted model, not a curated record. Gene Ontology annotation, molecular function: cytokine activity; frizzled binding. Gene Ontology annotation, cellular component: extracellular region.